Molecule: messenger RNA, 2591 nt
Organism: Dromiciops gliroides (monito del monte)
Lineage: Eukaryota; Metazoa; Chordata; Mammalia; Microbiotheria; Microbiotheriidae
Gene: NR4A1
Product: nuclear receptor subfamily 4 group A member 1
Biological process (GO): regulation of transcription by RNA polymerase II; cellular response to corticotropin-releasing hormone stimulus
Cellular component (GO): nucleus; transcription regulator complex
Molecular function (GO): RNA polymerase II cis-regulatory region sequence-specific DNA binding; nuclear receptor activity; zinc ion binding
Source: RefSeq, a predicted model, not a curated record
GUCUGGCUCGCUGGGGGAGCCCCAGUGUCGGAGCCUGCAGAGUUUUGGGGGGACGCACUGGGGCUGCGGGACCCAGUUUGCAAACCCGGGCUCUUGCCCUGACCCCAGCUGGAAGCCUUGGGCUGGGGAAGAAGGAGCUUCAGGACGGAAGUCCCCUGGAGAUGCCCUGUAUCCCAGCCCAGUAUGGGACAUCAGCUCAGAGUCCAGGACCCCGUGACCACUUUGCUGGUGACCCCCUGACUCAAUCUGGCUUCACCAAAAUCGCCAUGGACCUGGCUGGCCCGGAAGUGCCUCCCACAGCUCCCACUGCCCUGCCCAGCUUCAGCACCUUCAUGGAUAGCUACACCGGGGAGUUUGACACCUUCCUUUACCAGCUGCCGGGGGGCUCCCCAGCCUGCUCCUCCUCCUCCUCCUCUUCCUCCACGUCGUCCUCCUCUUCCUCCACGUCGUCCUCGUCAGCCACCUCCCCCGCCUCUUCUUCCUUCAAGUUCGAGGACUUUCAAAUCUACGGCUGCUACCCCGGCUCCUUCAGCAAUCAGCUGGAUGAGACCCUGUCGUCCAGCGGCUCCGACUACUAUGGCAGUCCCUGCUCGGCCCCAUCCCCGUCCACUCCCGGCUUCCAGCCCCCGCAGCUGUCCCCCUGGGAUGGAAGCUCCUUUGGCCCCUUCUCCCCCAACCAGACUUACGACAGCCUCCGUGCAUGGACAGAGCAGCUGCCCAAGGGGCGCCCCCAGCCCCCCGCAUUCUUCUCCUUCAGCCCCCCUGCUGCCCCGAGCCCGACCAUGUCUCAGAGUCCCCUGAAGCUGCUCCCUCCCCAGCCUGCUCACCGGCUGGCCGAGGGGGAAGGUUAUGGACAGGCUGUCUUUUCUGCCUUGGCUCCUGGCUCCCCCCACCUGGACGGGCCCUUGUCCCCAGCCAAGGCCCGGGCCGGAAUCCCAGGUGGGACAGAAGGCCGCUGUGCUGUCUGUGGGGACAAUGCCUCUUGUCAGCACUACGGUGUCCGGACCUGCGAGGGCUGUAAAGGCUUCUUCAAGCGAACGGUGCAGAAAAACGCCAAGUACGUGUGCCUGGCCAACAAGGACUGCCCCGUGGACAAGAGGCGUCGGAACCGGUGCCAGUUCUGCCGAUUCCAGAAGUGUCUGGCUGUGGGCAUGGUGAAAGAAGUGGUCCGAACGGACAGUCUGAAAGGACGUCGGGGUCGCCUGCCCUCCAAACCCAAGCAGACUCCAGAUUCUUCUCCUGUCAACCUGCUCACCUCCCUGGUUCGGGCACACAUUGACUCCGUGCCAAGCACUGCUAAAUUGGACUACUCCAAGUUCCAGGAGUUAGCACUGCCCCAAUUUGGGAAGGAGGACCCAGGAGAUGUCCAACAGUUUUACGACCUGCUGUCGGGCUCCAUGGAUGUGAUCCGCAAGUGGGCCGAGAAAAUCCCAGGCUUUUUGGAUCUUCCUGCAGCUGAUCAGGACCUACUGCUGGAGUCGGCCUUCUUAGAACUCUUCAUCCUUCGACUAGCCUACAGGUCCAAGCCCGGGGAAGGGAAGCUCAUCUUCUGCACGGGGCUGGUGUUGCAUCGGCUGCAGUGUGUCCGUGGCUUUGGGGACUGGAUCGACAGCAUCCUGGCCUUCUCUCGGUCCCUGCACAGCAUGGUCAUCGAUGUCCCGGCCUUCUCCUGCCUGGCUGCCCUCGUCAUCAUCACUGACCGCCACGGGCUGCAGGAGCCUCGGAAGGUCGAAGAGCUGCAGAACCGAAUUGCGGGCUGUCUGAAGGAGCAUGUAUCAUCAUCUGUGUCAGGGGAGCCCCAGCCCAGCUGCCUGUCUCGCCUCCUGGGCAAGCUGCCGGAACUCCGCACCCUGUGUACCCAGGUGCAGCGAAUCUUCUACCUCAAGCUGGAGGACCUGGUGCCACCCCCUCCCAUUGUGGACAAGAUCUUCAUGGAUACCCUGCCCUUCUGAAACCCAAGCUUCCCGGACACAUGCACACACGAGCACCCACGUGCCUUCAGGCUAUAGCUCCAACACUCUCCUUAGAAUAGUCCUGUCCAACCCCCUGUGCCCCUAUCUCUGCCUUGGGCUGUGGCUGUCCGACAGUUUCUUACUCCAGGGGAGUGGGGAGAACUGUCUCUAGGCCUUAAUGGGAGACAUGGAGUUGGGGGGAAGGCUUUUCCCUUCAGCUUUCCUCCCUCCACCCCCCCCAAAAGAAAAAAAAAACAGCCAUAGCCUUUUGCUUUAAUUUUUUUGUAUAAUAAAUCUUUUUAACAAGCACGUUGUAAAUAGGCAGAAAGCUGCUGUUGUACAUAAGGGAGAAAGAGGCCUGGGCAAGGAGGGGAGGGAGGGGUUGGUUGGACUGGGGAGCAUGGGCAGGGAUGAGGUGGAGGAGACACAACCAUUUGACUCCAGACUUGUCUGAGUGGGCCCUCCCCUAACCCCUCUACUCUCCCUACCCCACCCCUCAUGUAUAUAAAUUUGUCUGUCACUCUAGAAAAAAAAAAGAACAUAGGACAGCUUCUGACGUUUAUAUUUGUGUAUUUUUCUGGAUUUAUAGUAUGUGACUUUUCUGAUUAAUAUAUUUAAUAUAUUGAAUAAAAAAAUAGA